Molecule: messenger RNA, 729 nt
Organism: Austrofundulus limnaeus
Lineage: Eukaryota; Metazoa; Chordata; Actinopteri; Cyprinodontiformes; Rivulidae
Product: C-reactive protein
Exons: 5
Coding region: 36-710 (224 amino acids)
Source: RefSeq, a predicted model, not a curated record
GGUUGAGCAUACAGUAUCAUCCUGCAGAAAUCAAGAUGCACGUCUUGCUUGGACUGAUGCUGCUGACGACAUGUGUCGCGAGCACUCAAGAUAUGUCUGAUAAGAUGUUCACCUUCCCGCUGGAAACCAAGAGGGCUCAUGUGAGGUUAAACACAACAAAACAGGACUUUGGGGCUGUAACAGUCUGUCACAGAUCUUUUACAGACCUCAGAAGAGACCACAGCCUCUUCUCCUUAGCCACGCCCACCUCUGUCAAUGACCUUUUGAUUUUUUGGGACGCCACCAAUAAAGAGAUGGAGCCCCACAUCAGGAACAAAAAUGCAGAGUUCAGAGGGCAGGACUACAAGCUGAACACAUGGCACUCUAUCUGCACCACCUGGGACUCGGAGUCCGGACUGGUGCAGAUGUGGUUCGAUGGACAACCUUCUAUUAGGAAAUUUGUCGCCUCGGGAGCAAACAUCAGAGGUCCUGUUAUAAUUAUUUUAGGACAGGAGCAGGAUGCACACGGCGGUGGGUUUGACCAGAAACAGUCCUUUGUUGGCAUGAUGUCUGACGUCCACAUGUGGGACUACACCCUCUCUCGCUGUGAGAUCCAGAACUAUGUGGACCAGCGAAGCUUCACUCCAGGAAAUGUGUUGAACUGGCGCGCCCUGGAUUUUCAGAUUACAGACAAAGUGCUGAUAGAAAAUAAAGAAACUGUCUGUUACUAAACAUUUGAAACCACUGUUA